UGAACAUUAUAGUUUGAACAUUACCUGCAAAAUAAGUAUGAACAAUUAUUCCUUUCUUUGCAGUGAACUACUGCAGCAUUUGCAGCUCGAUUUCUAAAAUCAAGAAGAGAUGUCAUCGAAACUUUUUUUUAAUUUCACUUCACACAGUCAUGAUGAAUGUAUUAUUUCCCUCAGGCUGAUGGGAGGAGGCUUCCUGAAGAAACACAGCAACGUUUUAAAACGACUGGCGGGUUGGACUAUAAAGGGGAAGGUUUGGCAGAGUGGACAUCUUUUCCUCCAAGUGAUCAGUUGAUUAAACAUCGGCUCUUCCCCUCUGUUCAGGAUGCAUUUUUAUGGAGCCGUGAUCCUGUUUGUGACUUUGUCUGCGGCAUGUGGACUGAUCUGCUACCAAUGUGUAGGUGAAGACUGCACCAACACGGUAACUUGUCCCUUCAGACAGGACAAGUGUUCCAGCACCAACAUAUUUGGUCUUGUCACCAAGAAGUGCUCGAGUAUACUAUGUGUUGCAUCGGAAUUGUGCUGUUCCACGGACUUGUGCAACGGAGCCACAUCCGCUGCCUCCAGCAUCCUCCUCCUGAUGGCAUCAUCAGCCAUCGUCACACUCUUUCUCUGAGCUACAGAUAUUAAAAAUAUAUAACAUUGGUCUUCUUUCAUUAACAAUUUGUACAAUUUAAGAAGAAUAAACAGAGCCCCAGUGUGUAAAAGCUGACUGCUGGUUGAUAUUUGUUCAAUAAAACAAUA
Molecule: messenger RNA, 741 nt
Organism: Pungitius pungitius (ninespine stickleback)
Lineage: Eukaryota; Metazoa; Chordata; Actinopteri; Perciformes; Gasterosteidae
Product: three-finger toxin 3FTx-1-like
Exons: 3
Coding region: 323-613 (96 amino acids)
Source: RefSeq, a predicted model, not a curated record